This is a messenger RNA of Physella acuta, 1899 nucleotides long. RefSeq names its product perivitellin-2 67 kDa subunit-like. The record is from RefSeq and is a predicted model, not a curated record. NCBI's taxonomy places the organism in Eukaryota, Metazoa, Mollusca, Gastropoda, Physidae.
AUAUCGGCAGACAUCAUUUCCCUUGUGGUGACAAGAUUUCAACUGGCUUACAGUGAUGUAUAAGCACUUCCUGAUAUUGUUUGCUGUAGUGUUGUCGCUUGAAGCGGCUAAACAAUGCACCAACUUACUUCCUGGACUGUCGAAAAUAACCAAGGGUGCUGACAUCACGAGAUUUGACCUUUUGCCCAUCGACUUUUCCGGUAAUGACGGGAUCAAGAGUCCCAUCUUUCAACUGACAUGCGACCAAGGCAAAACAUGGAGGAGUCCUAAAGGCAAAACUUACGACAUGCCUGAUCAAAUUUGGCAAAUCGAUUCUGUCCCUGGAGGAUAUUUGUCAUCUGAAGUCAGCACCUAUACGUCCUACAAUGAAGUCAGAGAUUCCAUGGGUGCUAAUGCUGGACUAGAGGUAAACGCGAAAAAAUACGCUUUCUCGGCAAGUUUUUCCUACAAGAAGAUGCAAACUUCUAUCACUAACAGCUCCAGAUACUUAUCUGACGUUACGUCAUUUGCCGGGCAAACACGUGUAAACGUCAACCCACCACAAAACUUGGCGCUAGACAACUAUGCUAAAACCUACAUUGACACGACGCUGACUGGGACCUAUGACAGUAAUCCUAACGUUUAUAACAAAUUUAUUGAGACUUACGGCACGCAUUACUUUUCAACUGCUAGCUUUGGUGGUUACGUCCGUAUGUUGUUUGAGAUAACGAAAGAAUAUUUUUCAACCAAAUCUGAAGUCGAUAUCGAGGCCAACGCCAAAGCGUCCUACAUGCAAAUGGUGUCUGUGAGUGCUGGGGGCUCAAGCUCCAAUGUAAAAAUUGACGAAACGUUUAAAUCUAACUCAAAACAAACAAUUAAAUACUAUGGUGGCGACACGAAUCUCCUCAACAAAGCGGAUGGUUUCUCACAAUGGCAGCCGACUGUAGAAAAUGACCCAUGGCUUUAUUCUAGUGUGUUGAAGCCCAUCAGUGACCUGAUUACAGACACAACAAAGAAGGCAUCCAUGGAAAAAGCCGUCAAAAAUUAUAUGAUAAGGAGCUACCUUGGCGAACUGGAAUCCAUCAUUAACGGAGCUAGAGCCAAACUUGAUAAUACAAUAACCACCGCAUUCUUGAGCCGACUCCAAGAUCUUAAGAACAGCAAGGAAGUCAGUGAAAGUGCCGUUGAUGCUUUAUCUAGGGAUGUUGAAGAAUAUGUCAAUAUUCCUCCUUGGUUUUUAACCAACACCAAGCUCUGUAUGCAUUGGUGGGGAACAAAUGACGCGACUCAGUGUUACGGGGGUGGCUAUACUCCUGAAUACCUGUGUGCUAAAGUCAACCAAAUGACCGAACUCUACCACGACUGGACAGAUUGGAGGAUUGGUGGCUGUAAGAUGAGAUGGGCGAUCUUUUCAUCUGUGAACAAUGCGCCGGAAUGGAUGAAUCAAGUACAGAUGUGCUAUCAGUGGUACGCAGAUGGCGACGCUAAUCAGUGUGGAGGUGAUGCGGGUAAAACUUAUUGCGCUCCGAUCAACCAAUAUACUACCGAAUAUUUUGAUGACACAGGAAAUCGCAAUGGUGGAUGUCAAAUGCGAUGGAUGAUUAAAGUCCCUAACAACGCCCCACUCUGGGCAAAAGGUGUCCACAUGUGCUACAACUGGGCAGCAGAAGGGUUCGCUGGUCAAUGUGGAGGCGCGCCUUUAAACCAGUGCGUCAUUGCAAACACGUGGACUCAGUAUUAUCGUGACCAUACAGACGACACUUGGGGCGGCUGCACGAUGAGCUGGGGCUUAAAGACUUCCGUCUAACUUCAAUUUAACAUUAAACAAAAAUAUCGAAUUAACACAGACGGAAUGUUUCUUCAAGUUAUGUAAUCCUAACGAAAGAAGUUUAACCUUUAGGAAAAAAUAAACUGGAAUAA